GGGCAGAUGAUCUCGAAGAUGUAUCGAUGUUCCCUUCGAUGAAGGAGAGCAAGGAGAAUAAAGACGAGUAAAGGAAUGGAGCCGGUCAGGAGCCAGAGUAUCAAGAUAACCUUUGAGGGGGACAUGACGACCACACCCAUAAGGGUGGCAGCCACCAAGUCGGCGAGAGGGUCUACAUCGAAGAAAACUGAUACGGAUUACGUGAUGGAUGAGGAGGUUAUCCUUUCGCCGCGAAAACGGGGAGUGAAGAAGUUUUUAAUGAAGAGUUCGCUGGACGAGAUUGACACGGUCGAACCACUGAGGAGGGCCCUUCGACAGCCCAUGCAAUGCUCUAUUCUGGAGUACCUGGCGGCAUCGAAGCCGGCUCGCGAUGAGUUACAGAUGAUCACGCGCAAGACUCGCAUACCUCUAUCAGAGGAGGGGCAAGGGGCCCCUAAGGCGGAAGCUUCUACAAUAGCAGUGACGGGGGUGACUGCCAGAACGGAUCGCAUGGCAACAGUCCUUCUCGAUGGAAUGGAAGGUGUGCCUCCAGACAAAUUUUAUAUACUUGGUAGUGGGGCAGUGGAGACAAUUAUAAACGAUGGAGCGAUACUUGAUGCUGUGAUCGAUAACGGCAGUGAGGCAGUUAUCAUAGACGACGACCUGGCAGUGCAGGUUGGGCUGGGCAUCGAUAGGUCGUAUCUAUUCGAGAUAGAGACGGCUGAUGGCAGAAAGCAACAGAUCACAGGGGUUUGUCACAGGGCAGCCAUAGAGGUCCAAGGGGUACGAGUGACCCUGCCUGUCYUUGCAGUCAAGAACUGCAGCUCUGACCUGCUCUUGGGACGGACGUGGCUAAGCCACGUGCAUGCGGUGACGAUAGAGCGACCUGACGGGAGCCAGACAUUGUCCAUUAAGAAGCCAGACGGGACGCGAGUGAUGAUUGAGACGGUGGAGCCUCGGGACCCGAGGAACAGAGYCGCUCUCGCUGUGGGUGCGAGACCCAGUGAUCAGGUUAGGUCUUUACCUAUCUCCAGCCGCGCGGUGCGAUUUCGCGRGAAGGAGUAUGGACCACUGCUUACAGAGGAAGAAGGCCGAAUCGUCGAGGUAGAAGAUUUAGGGAGUCGGUUAAUAGUGGAUGGCAACUCAUCCCCAAAGGAAGAAGAUGAGGAAUUAGGCGGUGUGGUAUCCGUGUCUUUUUUAAGGGCACGGCCCCCUACGGGGGGCCGCCUAAGCGACACAAGCGAGUAACUCAAAAAGUUAAGCCGGCGGCGGUGGGCCGCGAGCGAUCUCCACUGGAAGGGAUAUCGGAAGAAGAGAUCGCGAAAGAAAUCAAAGAAAGGAAGAGAA
Molecule: messenger RNA, 1326 nt
Organism: Chara braunii
Lineage: Eukaryota; Viridiplantae; Streptophyta; Charophyceae; Charales; Characeae
Source: the annotation of a GenBank genome assembly